UUUCGGCAGCGGGAGAAGGAAAAGGUGACCGCAGAACCCGGACUUUCUCGGAGCGCCGGGGCCCGAGGAGUGCUCGCGGCUCGCUGUUCCUGCGCUUCUCACGUCGGACCGACUCUGCUGACAGGAGAUUUGUCAUUGGACUUAAGGCCACUCUAAUCCAGGAUGAUCUCAUCUCAAGAUCCUUCGCUUACUUACACCUGCAAAAAGCCCCUUUUCCAAAUAAGACCCUGACUUGUUGGAUGAGCAGGCCCCCCUGGAAGAGUCAGCUGUGUGAGAUGGUGCAGCCCAGCGGCGGCCCGGCAGGGGACCAGGACGUGCUGGGUGAAGAGUCUUCUCUGGGGAAGCCAGCUAUGCCCCACCUACCUUCUGAGCAGGGCACUCCUGAGACCUUCCAACGCUGUGUGGAGGAGAAUCAAGAGCUCCGAGAUGCCAUCCGGCAGAGCAACCAGAUGCUUCGGGAGCGCUGUGAGGAGCUGCAGCGUUUCCAAGGCAGCCAGAGGAAGGAGAAGGAGUUCCUCAUGCAGAAAUUCCAGGAAGCCAGGAAACUGGUGGAGAGACUGAGCCUGGAGAAGCUUGACCUGAGGAGGCAGAGGGAGCAGGCCCUGCAAGAGGUGGAACAUCUGAAGAGAUGCCAGAAGCAGUUGGCUGAGGACAAGGCGUCAGUGAAAGCCCAGGUGACGUCCUUGCUGGGGGAGCUCCAAGAGAGCCAGAGUCGCUUGGAGGCCGCCAUCAAAGAGCGGCAGGCUUUGGAGGGCAGGGCCCGGGCUGCCAGCGAGCAGGCCCGGCAGCUGGAGAGCGAGCGGGAGGCCCUGCAGCAGCAGCACAGCGUGCAGGUGGACCAGCUGCGCAUGCAGAGCCAGAGCGUGGAGGCCGCGCUGCGCAUGGAGCGCCAGGCCGCCUCGGAGGAGAAGCGGAAGCUGGCGCAGCUACAGGUGGCCUAUCACCAGCUCUUCCAGGAGUACGACAGCCACAUCAAGAGCAGCGUGGUGAGCAGCGAGCGGAACCGAGGACUGCAGCUGGAGGACCUGAAGCAGCAGCUGCAACAGGCCGAGGAGGCCCUGGUGGCCAAGCAGGAAGUGAUUGACAAGCUGAAGGAAGAGGCCGAGCAGCACAAGAUAGUGAUGGAGACCGUUCCGGUGCUAAAAGCCCAGGCGGACAUCUACAAGGCCGACUUCCAGGCCGAGAGGCAGGCCCGAGAGAAGCUGGCCGAGAAGAAGGAGAUUCUGCAGGAGCAGCUGGCCCAGCUGCAGCGGGACUACAGCCGCCUGAAGGCCAGCUGCCAGGAGUCCGCCAGGAUUGAAGAUAUGAGGAAGCGGCACGUGGAGGCCUCCCAGGCCCCCGUAGCCCCUGCCCCAGCUCACCCCUCUUUCCACCUGGCCCUGCCCAACCAGAGGAGAAGCCCCCCCGAGGAGCCGCCUGACUUCUGUUGCCCCAAGUGCCAGUAUCAGGCUCCCGAUAUGGACACCCUGCAGAUACAUGUCAUGGAGUGCAUCGAGUAGGGCCGCCUGUUGACGAGUAGCACGGGGCCGCACGGUGCGUGCUGUCCUGCGCGCCCGGUCCUCGGUUACGGGCUGGCUGACACGGAGCGGGCCGCCUCUUUGAGCACCAAGGGCUAGCUCGAGGACCUCACGCUUCAGCUCCCCCAUCUGCUGGCUUGGCUCAGUUAGGGUACCUGCGACCCCAGUUAGGCCCGAUGCUCUGCUGUUUUUGUUUGUUCUGUCUGCUUGAACUGCCUGCCUCUAGGGGCUCUGUCUUUUUCCACCUCCUCUGGGGAAGUUGAGAAUCAAGGCCAGGGCUCUCAGAGAGAACUUCUUAAGCCGAGAUGGGCAGAAGCCCUUCCCCGCGCCCGCCCCCCCCCCCCAGCUCCAGCACACCGUGGCGCCAGCGCUCUCGCGGGCUGCGUGCCAUUCCGUUUGGAGGCUGCACCGUGCGUGAUCCAAGCAGUCCGCUGCUGACGAACAUGUGGGUUGUGGCCGCUCUUUUAUUGUCACCGAGAAUGCUACAGCGAACAGCCGUGUGCAUCAGUUACGCGUAUCUCUGGGGCAGAUUGUUAGAGGCAGUGGCAUUGAGCCCGUGCACACGGGGUGGGUGGUGUCAGGGUGCUGCCCCCACUUCCUCGUAGCCUUGCCCAUCUGUCAGGCGUGGGGUUGUCUGUUAAGGGUGGGUUUGAGCAUCUUUGUGGAGCUUGAAGGAUCCUCUCCAGGUCUUCUGGUGGUAAUGGCUCGUUUGUACUUUUUGCCCGCUUUUCUACCGGUCAUAAGCGGGAUCAGCUCUCGAGUGCGGUAGACGUUGCGAUGAUCCUCUCCUACCCUGACUUUGUACCAGCGUGUCGUGGGUCUGAACUUUGUUAUCUUUCAUACUCACGUCUCUCCACCUGUCCUGCACCGCUUUGGGUUUGCCGUUGCGAGCAGCUCCCGGUCGGACGGGGAGCCGCUUCCCACGUGUCCACUUUUCCUUUCCCUUUCCUUGCACCGCAGCGUGCUCUUGCCCUCCCCGGGCGCGUCGCUGCCCUGUGUGAGCAGUGGUGCUUGUGAAGGGAGGCCACUAGGCAGUGAUUGGCAGAUCGUGAACGCUGGAGCACUCCUUAUCGUUGCUUUGUAAGAUGCUGGACGUUUCCUUGGAUGUCAAAGCCACGGGCGUUAACCCUGCAGUUGUCAGGAAAGAAUGUUGGAAGUGGAGGGAGAAUGUCCUACGCUCCCCGGGCCCUCCUCUGUUCUCCCCUGACUGGGAGCGGGCUGUUGCUGAAGACAAGCCUGGCCCAGGGCUUGGGUGGCGCUUGCGGGAGCAGGGGUGCCUUUUCCAUUGCCCAAAGCCCAAGUGUCUAAUUGCACGUGAUUAUACUUGGGGAAAAUGUUAAAGGCCCGGACAGGCCCCCCCCACCUCUCACCUGCUACAUUCAGUCCUGAUCCUGCGAUUUUUCUGUAAGAGCACUUUUAGUUUGCGGGGGGUGGGUAUUAAAUUCCCGUGGCCCCUGUGACAAGAGACCAAUGUGGUGGCUUAAAACAACAGGAAUUCAUUCUUUCGUGGUUGUGGAAGUCAGAAGUCUGAAAUCUGGGUGACGGUGACAGCAGGGGUGGGAAAAUCAGUUUCAGGCCUAUCUCCCAGCUUCUGGUGCUUGCCUCCAUGGUUACAUGGCCUCUUCUUUUUUCCGACCGUGUCAUCUUUUCUGUCUCUUACAAGGACACCCGUCACUGGACGUAGGGCCCACCUACAUCAUAUCCACGAUGAGCUCACUUCGAGGUCGUUGUCUUCAUUACAUCCACAGGGACUCUUUUUUCCAGAUAAGGUCGUAAUCACAAAUUCUGGGGAUUAUGACAUGCAUCCAUCUUUUGGGCCACCAUCGAGCCCAGCACAGGGCUGUCUUCUACAGCGCACAGACUAGGACAAAUGGAGUUGAAGCCAGAUGUCUUCAGCGCUGGCGGCUCCGUUGGGCGGGCUCCGUUCCUCGGGAUGAUGGUGGCUGCAGAGGCACGUGACUGGUUGGGUGUGGGGCACGUCCUUGCAGGUGGGAAUGUCGCUCUUUACGGCAUCGUGUGUCCAGCUGGACACCGCGCCAGGGCCGGCAGACACGGGCGGGGAGAGGAGGGGGAGGCUGCGGGACAGAGCCGAGGGAGCGGCCCGCGCCCUGGGCCCCAGCUACCGUCUGGGUAGGGACGGGCUUCCUGCUUUGUCGGGGUAGCGAACACAGGCAUGGGGAGCCCCUCUGUGACCGGCCCUGUCUUCUGAAAGGGAGUUGAGAGGAAGGGGAUGAGACCCGGCAGUAGUGAGAGGCAGAUGUUCGCGUCCCGGGACCUUGCCUCGGGUUCUGGCAGCGUCACCCGCAUGGCCACGCGCCCGUAUGGCCACUGUACGUUAGACCCCAAGGAUUGAAAGCACACCAUUCACUCAGGAGUGAGGGGCUUCUGCUUUCUUCUCUGGCUUUCCUGAGAUUGGGCUUCUAGAAUAAGUGGUUAGAUCCCUCCUGUGAGGGAAGCGGCCUGCCUACCUAAUUACCGUGCCCCUUGACCCUCACGACCCUGGGUUCGGGAGACAAAGACCGAGCUAGAAGCGCAUCCCGCCGAAACCCGUGUCCUUCCUUGUUGCUCACACUUGAGUGUGUGGCUACGUGCCGGUCAGUGCUGAAGAGACCUCCAGGUGACCAAUAAAACGAGCACAGUGAGAAAGCGUUUCUCCUUCACUAGUCUAAAACACACAGUCCACCUCGACAAAAAGUGAUGUCAAACCGGCAACACAUGAAGACCUUGGGUGUCCUGCGGGCAAAGUGCACGGCCGGCCCCCUGCCGGGGCCUGGUUUGGCAGGCUGGAACCCGCACUUAGGAAGCAGCCUCAGCCCGCUCCACCGGAAGCGGAAGCGACAGCCGGGUGCACACAGCGACUCUGGCAUCGCAGGGGCGCUCACCGUGCCAUCCUUUGUAGCUGUGCUUGGGGACUGUGUUGUGAACAUCUGGCCACGUGGAACACUCUGUAGCACGUUGAUGUGAAAAAGCCAGUAGACGAGAUUCUGUACAGAGUGUGACCCCAAUAAAAAAGUAACCUCAGCUGGUGCA
Molecule: messenger RNA, 4547 nt
Organism: Leopardus geoffroyi (Geoffroy's cat)
Lineage: Eukaryota; Metazoa; Chordata; Mammalia; Carnivora; Felidae
Gene: IKBKG
Product: inhibitor of nuclear factor kappa B kinase regulatory subunit gamma
Exons: 11
Coding region: 240-1499 (419 amino acids)
Biological process (GO): positive regulation of canonical NF-kappaB signal transduction
Cellular component (GO): IkappaB kinase complex; nucleus; cytoplasm
Molecular function (GO): K63-linked polyubiquitin modification-dependent protein binding
Source: RefSeq, a predicted model, not a curated record